UUAACAAACCACAAUUAAAGCUUCUUCUGCCGGAGGAGCUUAGACAUGGCCACCAUGUCCGCCACCGCCGCCCUCGGGAAUCUCAUCAACCUGCAUCACCGCCAUCUGAAAUCCGCCACCUUCCCAUCCGCCCACUCCUUCCCCUGUACCAACACUUCCGCCGCCGCCGGCAAGGUGAUUCCGCGAAUCAGCUGCAGCUCAGCCGCCACGGCAGCGUCCGCCGUCCAGGCUCAGCCGGCAUCGGACGCCUCACCAGAUCGCGUCUUCAACUUUGCGGCGGGCCCCGCCACUCUUCCCGUCAACGUCCUGAGGAAGGCCCAGGAUGAGCUCGUCGACUGGCGCGGAUCCGGCAUGUCGGUCAUGGAAAUGAGCCACCGUGGGAAGGAGUUCCUCUCGAUCAUACAGAAAGCCGAGGCGGAUCUGCGGGCUCUCCUCAACGUCCCGGAGGAUUACGCCGUGCUCUUCCUCCAGGGCGGCGCCACCACCCAAUUCGCCGCCGUUCCCCUCAACGUCUGCUCACCCGAAGACGCCGUCGAUUACAUCGUCACCGGAUCUUGGGGUGACAAGGCCUUCAAGGAGGUGGCCAAGUACUGCAAGCCCAAUCUAAUCUGGACCGGAAAACCCAACAAAUUCACAACAAUCCCUAACUUCGACGCCAUAGAACAGAGCCUGCACGCCAAGUGUUUGCAUAUAUGCGCCAAUGAAACCAUUCACGGAGUGGAAUUCAAGAACUACCCAACACCCAGAAACCCAUCCGCCUUUCUUGUUGCAGACAUGUCCUCCAAUUUCUGCUCCAAACCAGUCGAUGUCACCAAGUUUGGGAUCAUCUACGCCGGAGCCCAGAAGAAUGUGGGCCCUUCCGGCGUCACCAUUGUGAUCAUCCGCAAAGACUUGAUCGGAAACGCCCAAGAAAAGACGCCAGUAAUGCUGGAUUACAAGAUCCACUCAGAUAACAAUUCCCUCUACAACACUCCCCCUUGCUAUGGCAUUUACAUGUGCGGGUUGGUUUUUGAGGAUCUCUUGGCCCAGGGUGGGCUAGUAGAGGUGGAGAAGAAGAACAGGAAGAAAGCUGAGAUCUUGUAUGAUGCAAUAGAUUCAAGCAAUGGGUUCUACAAAUGCCCAGUUGAGAAAUCUGUGAGGUCACUGAUGAAUGUGCCCUUCACAUUGUGUGAACCAGAAUUGGAAGGCGAGUUCAUCAAGAAAGCUGCUGCUGAGAAGAUGGUGCAGCUCAAAGGGCAUAGAUCAGUUGGUGGGAUGAGGGCUUCCAUUUACAAUGCUAUGCCUUUGGCUGGGGUUGAAAAGCUUGUUGCUUUCAUGAAGGAUUUCAUGGCCAAACAUGGUUAAAAGUUACAUUGAGGUUCCUUUGACACCUAACCCCAGUGUCAUAAUAUGACACCGGGUGCGUUUGAGGAUUGACUCCAAAGUGGUUUCUAUCCACCCUCUAGCCACUCUAGAUCACCCACCAUACCCCAGCCCCCACGCGGAAGACUAAUUUGACAAUGGAUUGUCUCCCACACAAGGGCUGGGUAGAGGGUAGGAACCAUGGGCUUUAAUGGAGCAUGAUAUAGUCCUCAAAUGAAUCUUAUGUCAUAUUAAGACACUCAGGGUUAGGUGUCUAAAGAACCAAAUUCUAAAGGUUACUCUUUUUUACUAUUUACUCCUAUCAUGUUUCAAGCUUGUUUUUGGGUUAUUGAUUUUCUCUUUGUUUUUGUUUCUUAGGAUUUAUUUUACAGUUGUAAAAUUUUGAUUCCACUAUGUUAGAUGUUGGUCUGUGUAGGUGGGAAUAUGGGAAAGCUUCAAGUAGUGUUGAUGAUAAUAAUGAAAUCCAUUUUGUGUU
Messenger RNA from Cuscuta campestris, 1837 nucleotides. Lineage: Eukaryota; Viridiplantae; Streptophyta; Magnoliopsida; Solanales; Convolvulaceae. The record is from the annotation of a GenBank genome assembly.